Messenger RNA from Acaulospora morrowiae, 564 nucleotides. The record is from the annotation of a GenBank genome assembly. NCBI's taxonomy places the organism in Eukaryota, Fungi, Glomeromycota, Glomeromycetes, Diversisporales, Acaulosporaceae.
AUGUCUCUUAUCAAUCGUAUUCUCCCUUCUAUUGCUCAAGAUUUUAAUAAAGCGUUUUCUCUACUUGAAUUGGAUCCUUUUCUCCGUGCACCCAGAUUUCCUACCACAGUAACAAGUGGAUAUUUUCGUCCAUCGGUCGAUGUUAGUGAAUCAGAGAAAAACUAUGUCAUCGAAGCCGAAGUUCCUGGCAUGAAAAAAGAGGAUCUGUCAGUUGAGUUUAUUGAUGACGGCACAUUGGUCCUUAAAGGAAAAACCGAAAGAGUUAGGCAAGAAGGUGUUCUUCCGGAAGGUAGUGAAGGAAUGAAAGUUGCCGGGGCAACUUCUGAAGGGGGUGCGGCUAAAGAAGGAACGACAACUGGUGAAACUUCAGUUGUCGAGACUGCAGGCGAAACCAAAGAACCAAUGUAUUGGUCCAGUGAAAGGAUCCUGGGUAAUUUUCAACGGUCGUUCCAAUUUCCGGGUAAAGUUGAUCCAAAUAAUGUCAAGGCGGUUUACAAAGAUGGGAUUCUAUCAAUUGUUGUACCUAAAGCCGAACGUCAUGGUACAAAGAUCAAUAUCGAAUAG